Messenger RNA from Micropterus salmoides (largemouth bass), 2393 nucleotides. RefSeq names its product protein bangles and beads-like. Gene Ontology annotation, cellular component: mitochondrion. The transcript has 6 exons. Lineage: Eukaryota; Metazoa; Chordata; Actinopteri; Centrarchiformes; Centrarchidae. The coding region runs from base 113 to 1822 and encodes 569 amino acids. Gene Ontology annotation, biological process: anterograde axonal transport. The record is from RefSeq and is a predicted model, not a curated record.
CUUUGCAAUCAGCAUUGGAGAGCAUCUGAGUGCUCCUUCUCAUUAAUCUUGAAAACCUGCCGCAAACACACGGACACGCACUCGCAUAGCUGCUACUGAUAACCGAGCGAAGAUGUUCUGCAGACGGGCAUGGCAGAGAGUCGGGCCGCUGGCACGGAGGGCUUUCAAGCCCACACCCACGAACGCAGCUCCAGUGCGAUACAUGGCCUUUGGGGUUCCUGGUGGUUCCACCAACAUGGCGUACUUUGUUCUGUGUGGAGGAGGCCUCACUGCUGCAGUUGUCUAUGCCUACAAGACAGUCAGUGGUGAUAGUGAGCGCUAUGAGGACAGACUCUCCAACAUGGGCUCCACAGCAAAGGCUCCAGAGGCAGCAGCUCCGGUACGAGAAGCAGCAGAACCAGAGGCAGCGCCGACCACCGAGGUCGUCACCGAGUCUGUCGCUGCUGCUGCAGAACCAGUAGCAGAGACCGCUGCUGAACCUGUCGUCGAGGCCGUGUCUGAAGAAGAAGCAGCCGCCCCGGCCUCUGAGGUGGUCGCUACUGAAGCUGCAGGCGAGCCAGCAGUCGCAGAAGAAGCUGCUCCAGCUGCAGUGGUAGAGGAGGUUCUUGAAGCUACUCCUGUCAGUGUGGAAGUCGCUGCCACAGAGGAGACGCCAGCAGAAGUCCCUGCAGCAGAGAGCGCUGGUACGGCAGCAGUAGAUGAAGCUCCCCUUGCUGAAGCAGAGCCAGUCUCUGCAGUCCCUGAGGCUGAGGCCACCCCUGCUGCAGAGUUGGCUAGCCCAAUCAUUUUUACUGCACAUGGAGCUCAUCUAUACUCCGAUAUUAGGAGCGGUUGGAAUGUGCUUAUAUUCUAUAUUUCAAUUUCUCAGCCACUACUUCCUGUCUCUUCCUAUCCGUCAGAGUCUUUGCCAGAUAUGCUCACAGCUGUGAAGGUCUUGACCGGCUCUACAGUUGAGAUUGCAGCAGCUUCUGUUUGUGAGACGAGUCUUGUGAAAGCUGUCCGGAAAAUAGAGGGAGAUGGAAAAGGUUUGGACUCCACACUGGAGGUGGGAGAGCCCGAAGUCCAGGAAGCAACCGCAGAAGUGGUAGCUAAAGAAGCAGCUGAAGAGGCGACUGUUGUGAAUGAGGAGGAGGUGACGUCUGCAGAGGCUGGUGCUGAUGCAGAAGAUACAGAAGCUCCGGGUCCUGAAGACUUGAUUAAAGAGGAGACGUCAUCUUCUGUAGUAGCAGAGGAAGAGGCAGCUGCACCUCGGUCUGAGGAACCUGCAACUUCAGCCCCUAUAGUAGAGGUGGUGGGUGAGGUUGAGGCAGAGGAUCAGGCUCCAGUACCUGGAGCUGCUCCAGAGGAUGAGACGGAAGCCUCACUUGAAGAUGCUGCUCCUGCUGAGGAAGCUACACCAGCUGAAGAGGACGCCACCUCUGCCGAAGCUGCUCCAGUGGAUGAGACAUCACCAGAUGAGACGACACCUGCUGCUGAGACAUCAGUGGAGGAGGCAGCAGCUGAAGCUUCUGCAGUGGACGCCGUUGAAGCUGUAGCAGUUGUGGACGCGACUCAGCUGGCAGCCGCCUCCUCUGCGUCAGACCUGGAGCUCCUUUCAGCUGCUGCACCAGAAUCUACAUCAGAGGCUCCAGUACAGGAGGCCAAGCACUGCCACUCCUGCCACCCUGCUCCAUCAGCAGCAGAGGAGGUGGCGCCACCUGCUGCUUUGGGGGGGCAGCUGGCCAGUGAGGUGCAUGAGGCCAAGGAGGCAGAGUUACUGGUUGAAGGACAAAGUAAGAACAUACUGUAUGAACUGCCUGUCAAGUUUUUGAACACCCCAUAGUUCAGCAUUGUUAUGCUACUAUACUAUAAUGUUACACUUUUCUGUUCCAUGUAAAUGAAGUAAAUAGUGGUAGUAAAGGAUGACAGGACUUUGUUUUAAAUCAAGACCCUGGUCCCAAAGACUGAAGUAAGAUAUAAUUGUUUUUGUACUGUCCCUAACCACAUAUUAUAUUCAUUAUCUGGAUUCCAAAUGUACACAAUGUAGGUUUAACCCUGUUUUGAAAACGACUAAUGAAUUACACCCAAAGUUUUACCUUGUGUCCACCUGUAAGGCAAUACUUAAAAAAAUAGACUACGAUAAGAUAGGGUAGGGCGAGGAAGGUCGCCCUCAGAUCUAAUUUCUGUUCUUUCUUGACAGUAAGACAAGUAUAGUAAAAAUAUUCAGUCUGACAUCACAAAUCAUCAUGUGGGCAGCAAACACACUGACUUGUUAAACACAGGGGUGACUUAUUUUAUUUAAUGUGCCAGUGUCAGGGUUGUACAUGCUGGCUCACUGAAAUGGCAUUAAUAAUACACAAUAACUUGAACUGAGCCAUUGUUAACCUCGUUAGUUCCACCUGUGCAUGUCCUUC